Morchella importuna is the source of this 603-nucleotide messenger RNA. RefSeq lists its product as uncharacterized. Gene Ontology annotation, molecular function: ubiquinone binding. Lineage: Eukaryota; Fungi; Ascomycota; Pezizomycetes; Pezizales; Morchellaceae. The transcript has a single exon. Gene Ontology annotation, cellular component: mitochondrion. Gene Ontology annotation, biological process: ubiquinone biosynthetic process; cellular respiration. The record is from RefSeq and is a predicted model, not a curated record. Bases 1 to 603 code for a protein of 200 amino acids.
AUGCCACCCCGGAUAUCACUCCGCCUCCCCAAGCUCACCGUCCCACGGCCUCCCCAAUCCCCCUUCCUCCGCACCUUCUUGAACAUCGCCGGCGUCAGCGGCGGCGCCCAAAAGUUCUCCGAGGUGCGGUCCUUCCCGUACGCUGCCGGCCAGCUGUAUACGCUCGUAUCCGACAUCAACAGCUACCACAAAUUCCUCCCCUACUGCGUUGGCUCGCGCGUGACGCAGUACUCUGCGCACGACAACCUGCCCACUGAGGCCGACCUGCGCGUGGGCUGGGGAAGCUACGACGAGACGUUCCGCAGCAAGGUCGAGUGCGAGCCCGCGAAGCUGAUUGUGCGUGCGGACGCUUCGCAGAACGAGCUCUUCCGCUCGCUCAAGACACGGUGGGAGAUUAGGCCGAAGGGGGGCGAGGGGAAGGGAAGUGAGGUUGAGCUCCACAUUGAGUUUGCGUUUAAGAACCCAGUGUAUGCGGCGCUGAGCGGGGCGGUGGCGCCGAAGAUUGUGAAUAUCAUGGUGGAGGCGUUUGAGAAGAGGCGGAGGAGGUCCUCGGGAAGGGGGGCGAGAAGCAGCUUUUGGAGGGGGAGGAGCAGAGAGCGGUAG